Messenger RNA from Meira miltonrushii, 1330 nucleotides. Its product is annotated as TBC-domain-containing protein. The coding region runs from base 58 to 1245 and encodes 395 amino acids. Gene Ontology annotation, molecular function: GTPase activator activity. Gene Ontology annotation, biological process: activation of GTPase activity. NCBI's taxonomy places the organism in Eukaryota, Fungi, Basidiomycota, Exobasidiomycetes, Exobasidiales, Brachybasidiaceae. The record is from RefSeq and is a predicted model, not a curated record. The transcript has 2 exons.
CCUCCUUUCCCCUUCACCUCUUUAGCCACACCAUCAUCACCUUCCCUUUGUGGCAGGAUGGUGUCUCAAGGCAAUCGUACAAGCAAGAAUGUCGAUCCGUCUCACAUUGCAUGGACAAAGUUCUUUGACAAGCAUACUUUAAUCGUACCAAUACAUCGUAACACUGAAUCGGGCUCAUCUACAAAACCACCCCCUGUUUCACAAUCAGGUCGAUUCUCAUCUCUAGGACCGGGUCCUAAUAACAAACCAAGAAGAUCUAGAUCAGCUCGAGAUCUGUCGGACGAGUUAAAUGACACUCGAGGACAGAAAGCGAUUCGAUCUGUGGACAGCAAAUAUGCUAAACAAACAGGCUUAACGGAAGCAGAAUGGGAAGAGACUAUGAAAAGGCUCAGGCGGCUUAUCCUUUUAGAGGGGGUACCUGGUGAUGAUUUUCGCCUACCCAACAAUCGCUCCACUGCUCGUUCAACGAUUUGGAAACUUUUGCUGGAUUGCAGGGAUGUCGAUGCGGCACUCUACCUUUCGCUCGUAGCCAAAGGACCUUCGCCUUUGCAUGACAAGAUUCGGAAUGACACCUCUAGAACACUUGCAACGGAUAAGCUAUUCAAGAAUCGAGUAGACGAAGCUGCCCUUAUACGGAUGCUGGACGCAUUCGUUUGGCGUUAUUGGAGCGAUGGAGCACCGAAAAAGGUUGUGAAAUGGACAGGAAGCAAAGCAUUCACUUUCAGCUACGUACAAGGAAUGAAUGUCCUGGCAGCUCCGUUCUUGUACGUCAUGCCGAGCGAGCUAGAAGCUUUUCAGUGCUUUUGCAACUUUAUCGAAAAUUGUUGUCCGACGUACGUUCAACCGACAUUAAUCGGAGUACAUCGUGGCUUACAAUUGCUUGAAAGGUGCUUACAGAUGGCCGAUCCAGCACUUUCCAAUCAUCUGCGAUCAAAGCAGCUCAAUGCAGAGCUGUAUGCAUUCCCUUCAAUUUUGACAUUAUGUGCAUGUACGCCGCCUUUACGUCAAGUCUUGCAAGUGUGGGACUAUCUUUUGGCCUUUGGAACCCACUUAUCGAUCCCAUGCAUCGUUGCUCAACUAUUAUUGAUUCGCGAUGAGCUGAUGACCAGUAGUCAGCCUAUGAAACUGUUACGACAAUUUCCAGAUCUAGAUGCCAGAAGUGUGGUGGGAAUUGCAACCACGCUUGUACGUGAUCUAGAUGAUUCCCUUUAUGAUGAUCUCGUACAGCAUACGAUCAUCUUGUAGAGUUCUUCACGACUCCAUACGACCUUUACGAUUAUUUUACGAACUUCUCACUGUAUUUCUAUACAAUCUAUUGAUACAUUUCUAC